This is a messenger RNA of Diachasma alloeum, 5218 nucleotides long. RefSeq names its product protein ECT2 (gene pbl). Lineage: Eukaryota; Metazoa; Arthropoda; Insecta; Hymenoptera; Braconidae. Gene Ontology annotation, molecular function: GTPase activator activity; guanyl-nucleotide exchange factor activity. Gene Ontology annotation, biological process: nervous system development; regulation of cytokinesis, actomyosin contractile ring assembly; mitotic cytokinesis. Gene Ontology annotation, cellular component: nucleus; cell cortex. The transcript is spliced from 13 exons. The record is from RefSeq and is a predicted model, not a curated record. Bases 564 to 4178 code for a protein of 1204 amino acids.
UCAACAUGGCAAAGCAAAGCCCCCGAGGAAUUCAAAAACCUCGGCAUUUCCCCAUUCCAGUGAUCCUCACCACCACGAAAACCCGUUGAAUAGCCUCCGAUUCCCGCAUUUACCUCCUGCUCCGUAGGUACACGAGCCCAAUUCCUGUGUGCGUGAACGAGCCUCGAGUGCCCUCACCCAAACACAACCGAGAGAGCGAGAGAGACAAUAAACCACUGAAAAACCGUCAAAUCCAAGCCAUCAAGUGCGUGCCCCCGUGCCUGUAUUUAUCGCGUGGCCGUCGGCAGUAUAAAGUUCCCCAAAAAAUAAAAAAUAAAUAAAUGUGCAACGACGAAUAACAACCCCCCCCCGUGUCCACCGUCGAUAAUUCCAGUGGGAGCCCCACAAGUGCCUCUAUCCCCCCCCCAUGAUGGAUUUCAAGUGAUGUUUUUCGUCGAGAGAAACCCCCCGAAUAAUCCACAACAACAUAUCAUGUUAUUCUAGUUUAAAUUAACGUGCGAAAGUACUCGAUAGUCGUGCUAACGAUACAUGGGCGUCCCGAUGUUGUAACGAAAUAAGCCAAAAUGGAAGAGCACAGCGUUCACAGCAGUAUCAGCGAUAUAAAUAGUGAGGAGCCAGCCAAGACUGAGCCGAGUGCUGUUGUGCCGAGGAAGAAGCGAAUUUGCCUGGUGGGCGCUGCCAGCAGCGAUCCAGCACUUGGCACUGCUGCUCAGCAGUUUGGGGUGCCUGUUCUCAAGUCCCUCACUGGGGCUGAGUAUGUCGAGGACACCGCUUACUGCACUUAUUUCAUUCUGAGGGAGUUCGAGGGGCCCGAGUAUGAGACACUGCACAAGAGUGCUCACAGAAUUUUGGGGCCCACUGCUCUCCUGCAGCUCGCGGACAAGAAGGAGUCGUUGCCGAGCAUCAAUCGGCCAAUGUACACGAGGGCCAUGCUCGGGACUGUCAUCGUGUUCACGGGGUUCAGGAAGAAGGACGAAUUGACAAGGCUCAUAAACAUGAUCCACUGCAUGGGCGGCAGUAUCCGCAAGGAGGUGGGGGCAAAGGUGACCCACCUCAUCGCCAACUGCUGCGGAGGUGAGAAGUACAGAUACGCCGUGACCUUCAGAGUGCCCAUAAUGUCAAUGAAUUGGGUCCUGGCCCUCUGGGAGGCCAAGAACGAUGUCUCCAGCUACGGUAGCAACGACGACCUGAUCGUUCAGCACAAACUCAAGCCGUUCUACGGCGCUCGCGUGUGCUUCUUCGGUUUCCCAGAUGACGAGAAGAAGCACAUGGUCGAGGUACUGCAGCAACAGGGUGGAGAGCCCACGGAAAUCGACGACCCAGACUGCACGCAUGUGGUAACGGAUUUAGGUAAUAACAGCUACAAGAUCGCGGACACAUCGACCCUAAACUCUCGAAUAUGCUUUGACCACCCUUGCUACCUGUUCGCUCCCCUGUACGAGGAGAAGCCCCAGUCGUUCUCAGGGUUCAAGGUCCCCCCGGACCCCCAGAAGCUGCUCCCCCUGCAGGAGACAGCCCUGGGGGAGGAGGACAAGGAGAUCUCCACCUCCCAGGACAGUUUGAUCUCGUCCUCGACGUCAGAAUCGGUCUCCAUCAACGAAUCCCUGAAGAAUCAGAGUCAGGACUCCGCCAUUUGCAUGGAUUACACCGGCAAAGAGUCCUCCUCCAACGAGAAUCUGAAUUGCAACGACUCCGUCACCUCGACGUCGACUCAGAUAUCCCCGGAGGGGCUGAGACUCUUCAAAGAGGCUUCGGGCUGUCACGAGGGUGCUGUCAACUACUCCAAGAGGAACGCCCCCACCAGGAGGCCCUUCAGAUGGCGAAGGUCGAGGUCCUGCUUCAUCCUCCCGCCUUUGGACACGUCGAAUCAAUCUCGAUUCGUCAAAAUUUACUCGCAACCCAAUUUAUCGAAGAGAAGUGAGGACGAGGAUCUGUCCGUCGACUCGUCGACCCUAAACCCCAGGAAAUUCAGUCGCAAGAGGAAGCCCUGGGGCCACUACCAGCAGAGGGGGCGCAGGGGAUCACCUUCCUUGCUCUCAAUUCUGGAUAAUGUCAAUUUUCCUUUCGUCUCCAAACGCUCGAGCCAACUCGACGGGAGGGCCGAUCCCUCCAAGGAGUUUCAGCCCAAGUUCUCGCAGAAUUUCUCCUCCGGGGCUCUCCCAAAUUUCUCGAAGGGGGGCCACGAGAGGGAGGUGAAAAUGGAAAAGUUGAGACAGAGUUUGAGGACUUGUGACAAGAAAUUCCCUACGGUUGUCGAUGAGUCCAAUGUCAAUGCACUGCCGGAUCUUGCGUCUGUUCGUGCACAUAUUGUUAAGGCUGAGUGGUUCUGGACGUCUGUGCAGAAUGAGGGCGCUGCGGAUGAGAAGGAGUAUCGUUUUGAAGAUUAUCUAGAAUCAGUGAUGUCCCCAAGUGCCUCAUCCAGAAGGGAGAGCCAAUCAGCGGCAACACCGACGACAGCAUCGACAAGAAGAAAACGUAAACGCCUGGCAGAGACCCUCUCAAGCCUAGUUCAGAAUGGGGCGGACUCCCCAGCAGUUCACAAAAGACGUUCCAGCAUCAGUGAUGCCGGCCACCUGAGCGUCAGCGGGAGUUUUUUGGACUGUACUGCCAGUCCUGACAAGCAAAUGCUCGAUGAUAUUCCAGAGGUCGAGGCUGUCACGACGGACUCUGCACGCAAGAAUCUCUCCCCGAGGCAUCAGGUCGUUUUGGAACUUGUGCAAACAGAAUCUAAUUAUGUUGGCAUUCUCAGUACAAUUAUGACGUUAUUCAAAUCUCCCCUGGAGGACUACAUAGAGACCAGCAACGAACUCCUAAACAGUACAGAAGCAAAAAUAAUCUUCGGCAACUUUCCCCCGAUCUACGAGGUCCACAAAAAAAUGCUGGAGGAGCUCCGUUACUGCGCAGCCCACUGGACCGAGGACACAAGCAUAGGGAACAUAUUUUUAAAGUACGCCCCAGACCUGGUGGACACCUAUCCCCCCUACGUGAAUUUCUUCGAGAAUACAAAGGAGAUGUUGGAGCAGUGUGACCAGAACAAACCGCGUUUUCACGCCUUCCUCAAGAUCUGCCAGACAAAGCCCGAGUGCGGCAGGCAGAGUCUCAAGGAAUUGAUGAUAAAGCCUGUACAACGAUUGCCCAGUAUUAGCCUAUUAUUAACCGAUAUUCUUAAGCAUACGAGUAAGAAUAAUCCAGACCACAGUGCCUUGGAAUUGGCAAUCAGCAGUAUUAAGGAAGUUAUGACGCAUAUUAAUGAGGACAAGAGAAAAACUGAGGGACAACUUGUCAUGUUUGAUAUAUUCAAUGAAAUUGACAAUUGUCCACCGCAUCUAGUCUCGUCGCACAGAUCAUUCAUCGGUAAAUGUGAUGUUAUGGAGCUUGGUGAGGGGUUGAGUGGGAGGGGUGACCAUUUGGUCCUUUUUUUGUUCACUGACACACUGGAAAUUUGUAAGAAACGCUCCAAGGCGUUCAACUCACUCAAGAGCCCCAACAUGGCUAAUGGUCUGCACACAGCUAAACUCAGCCAGGGAAAGCCCUACAAGCACAUUAAAAUGCUCUCCCUCAGCACUAUUAAGAAGGUCGUGGAUAUUCGUGAAACAGAGGAAUGCCAGAAAGUAUUUGCUCUCAUGGUCAGGAGCAAUCAGGAGUUGAAGGAGAAACUAUUUUCAUUCACAAUUACCGAUGAGGAAGUCAGUAAGAAUAAUUAUCUCAAGACGUUGUGCAGACAAAUGGCCAAUACUGUCUGCAAAGCUGAUGCAGACACUUUCCUCAUUAGCUUGGACUCUCACCAACUGGAGAUUGAUACUAGUGACGUUGCUCUAGGAACACUGAGCAAAGCAUUUAAAUUUGCUACGCGCACCAAGAUGAAGGUUGGCAGAGCAUUCAGUUUCAAUAAGACACCGAGCAAAUUGAAAAGGGCCAUGUCGACGAUGAUGUCACCCUUUGGAUCUACCCACAGCCUGACACCAGCGAGUCAGCAGCUUGCGCAGAUGCGAUUGGCCAGUUGUAACAAUAUUAAUGAACUGGGCAAUGGUGGGUCAGAUUCGUCGUCUAGAGACGAAGUACUCGUUGCUCCAAUGUCAGUUCAACCCACGAGAAAAGCAAAAUGCAGCUCCCUGAGUAUCGCCUCGUUAAGAAGAAACUGUUCCGAGGAGGUCAUUGAGGACAAAUCAAACCUUUGAGAUUUUUUGAAUUACGUAUCAGCGCUUUUAAUCGUUCGAAGUGACACGAUAAAAAUUGUGUCGAACUAGUAAACAUGUGAUUAUCAUUACGUUAACGUUAAACUGAGGAAUGAGAGUGUCUUAUAGAAUUCCAGUAUGAACACAUUGUACAUAGUUUAAUAGAUCGAUCUCAUUUUUCACUUUACUACGAAUGUUCAUAAUUUUUUCUCCGCAUUUUCCGAGUGUUUUGAAAAAAAAUGUGACAUUGAAUUGAUCAAUUAUGAAAUAAACUCAGCUGAUAAUUUUCCCUUUAAUUGAUGCAAUCGUCAGUGUUAGGAGCCAGUGAAAAUAGGGGAUCGUAUGAAUAUAAUUCCUCAGUUCCUCGAAUAGCAUUUUGUUGGUUACAAUUAGAAUUUAAAAAACAGGAUCAUGAAUGAUGAAUGGCAUGGGGAUGCGUCCGCGAUGUUUUUUAUUUAUUUUUUUCUCUCUUCAUGAUUAGAUUGAGUAAAUCUUGCGACACUGGAUGGGGUGGAUUAUGUAGAUUGGGAAAUGUGAGACUACUGAGAUUGCCAUGAGGCUUAAUAUUAUUAUUAAUUGUUUAUUGAUGAUUAAGUGCCCUUGCUGACCGCAAUUUACGUGGUUACGAUGAGACACAGCUGUGCUGUGGUGUGACAACCCUAAAUUGCGACCAUUUAUUAUCAUUCUUAAUUAUUAUUAUGUUAUUUAGUAUAUUUUCCUCAACGAGUGGAGAUGUAAAUCCUGGAUAAACUUGAAAUCCACGUGAAUUAGGCGGGUUUACGAUCGAUUCAAGCAACAUUUUGAUCGAUAUAUUGUAAAUAUCAGUGAAUACUCUUAACCGAAUAGCUCGUAAAACGAUAAUUAUAUAUUUUUUAUGAUAAAUUACAAGAGUAGGAGAAUCAUUCGGUUAAUCUCAUUAAGAAUUAUCUAUAAACGAUUUAUAUUGAAACACUGUAAUAGAUUGUAAAAAAUAAUCAGAUGAAAUUUUAAUAUCAGAAUGGCUUUAUUAUUCAUCCUUAAUCCAAUCUCUGUUCACCACUGAA